Messenger RNA from Mastomys coucha (southern multimammate mouse), 2767 nucleotides. RefSeq names its product brain expressed associated with NEDD4 1 (gene Bean1). The record is from RefSeq and is a predicted model, not a curated record. Bases 206 to 985 code for a protein of 259 amino acids. NCBI's taxonomy places the organism in Eukaryota, Metazoa, Chordata, Mammalia, Rodentia, Muridae. The transcript has 5 exons.
CCAGCCCAGCAGAAGCGCCGCGGCAUCCGAGCGGGAGCCGGAGCCCGAGCGGGACCGGAGCUGGAGCCGAAGCUGGAGCCGGCACUGCGGCGCACGGAGCGGAGCGCCGCAGCCAAGCCGAGUGAGUAGAGGGGCCUCCCCCCUUCAAGAAGUCAGAGCUGUGCUCCUGGGCAGGCUGGCUCCACUGUUCUGCUUCAAGGAUUACAUGUCCUUCAAAUGCCCUUGCCCCUUAGCACGAUACAACCGUACCAGCUACUUUUACCCCACCACGUUCUCCGAGAGCUCUGAGCACAGCCACCUACUGGUGUCUCCAGUGCUGGUGGCGAGUGCUGUCAUAGGUGUGGUCAUCACUCUCUCCUGCAUCACCAUCAUUGUGGGAAGCAUCAGAAGGGACAGACAGGCUCGGAUCCAGCGACACCACCAUCGCCACCGCCGCCACCAUCACCAUCACCGCCAUCGCAGGCGCCGACCUGGAGAAUACGAGCAGGAUCACGCUUCUGGAGGAUUCACACACAGCCACUCCAGCCACAGAAUGCCCUAUGCCUGCAGCCCCGCUGAGGACUGGCCCCCACCCUUGGACAUCAGCUCUGAGGGGGACGUAGAUGUCACCGUGCUCCGGGAGUUGUACCCAGAUUCUCCACCAGGCUAUGAAGAGUGUGUGGGACCAGGGGCCACUCAGCUGUAUGUCCCCACGGAUGCACCACCCCCCUACUCCAUGACUGACUCCUGCCCCAUGCUGAAUGGUGCCCUUGACUCAGACAGUGGCCAGAGCCGCAGCCACCGCCAGCAAGAACAGAGGACCCAGGGCCAGGGUGGCCUCCACACUGUCUCCAUGGACACGCUGCCACCUUAUGAAGCUGUGUGUGGAACAGGCUCUCCAUCUGACCUGUUGCCACUACCAGGACCAGAACCACAGCCAAGUAACUCCCAGGGCUCACCCAUGCCAACCGAGGCUCCGACCCCUAUCCCUGAAAGGAUUGUGUGAGUGACCAAGCCCAUAAGUCCCACUGGUCCUUCCAGGCUACCCUGUCUCCUCCAGGCACACAGGUGCACACACAACUCAUGCACAUGCAUAUAUAUGACUACAAAUAUAUACCGACAUACCCCAAGUGCAUACACGGCCACAUCCCACACAUAUGUAGACACCUGCAUAUGCACAUGUCCCACUUACCACACAAACUCACCUGGGAAGGCUUUCAUUAGAUGAAGUAUUCCCUACCUGGUAUCUCUUCCUCCCCAGCCUGGUGCCUGGUGGCAGUGCCUCUCUGAACAGUGCUGGGAUGAGGUGAGACAGGAAGCCCAGCUUUCUGUCCUGUCCCCAGCUCCUCUAGGCUUGUGGCCACAAUCUGAGUCUCCUGCAGAGACUGUUUGGUCAGCUUCCUGCCAUAACGCCUACCCCAGGGCUUAUCAUACUGGGAGCUGAGACAGGUCCUAAUGAGGUCCCACUGUGCACUGUGCCUAUCUCUCAACUCCAGGGCAGAAGAGCCACAAUGUCACCGUCCUGCCACUUCCAAGGUGGAUUAAAACAGGUCUGGUGGCUUAGGCAUGACCUGGAGGUCCUCACGGCCCAUUUAGCCUGUCUCAAUGUCCUCAGUUUGGCGGUGCUAGUGGGGUUAGCUCAGACACCCACCCUAAGUUUCAGGGGGAGACAGGCCCUUGAGCAUGUGUCAUGGAGGAAUGUCACAGUUCUUAUGUCCGUGCCAGGAUCGACAGCUCAAGAAAACCAAGGUGUGGGUAGCCCCCCACACACACACACACAAUGCUGCCUAGAUACCACUCAGAGGAGGCGGAGAAGGGUCCACUGCUCAGUAAGUGCCCAGCCAGCCCUGGCAGCCUGAGUCUAAGAGGUCUCAAGUUAACCCAAGAGCCAGCACUGUCAUCCAGGGUAGCAACUCCCAGCUGGGGACUGGGUUGAUGAAGUCUGGCCUUGCCUCUCUGGGACAUAUGCAGAGAAAAACCCCACAAAUGUACCCCUCAAAAAACUCCAUGUCACUAUGAGAAGACCAGUGUCUGCUGCCAACAUGCCAUCACGGAAGCAGGUGUGUGGAGGCAGCGGGUUGGAGAUAGGCUCAGAUAUUAGCCUGCGAGCUCCAGUGAGCUCCAUCAAAGACUACAUAAGGUGGCAAGAUGAUCUUUGAAGACCCAACUUGCCAGAGCUAAGCACCUUAAGGAGGAUCCUGUCAGCACUGCCGCUGGCAGGGAGUGAGACCUCCUGCCUUCGAGACUCCUACCUUCUGACAGUCAUCCCAAAGCAGCAGACCUAUCCCCACUGAUCCCCCACACACAUUCAUUUCCUCCAAUGAAGGGCUAAGAAAAUUCAACAAUCCCUUUCCUAAGCAGAGGGGUGGCAAGGAUAGCUAUCUUGAUUUUUAUUUUCUAUAGAAAUAGCAUUUAUUCUGAUGCAGAGCCGAAAGGGCCCAACCUACAGGUUCUGUAGCAUCGCAGGCAGCACCCAAGAGUCCCAGGCCUGGGGGAGGGAACCUUGUUUACAAGCACUUCUGCCCACUUUUGUGCUAUGAUGCUUUCUAGGCAAAGAUGUCUGUCUGUUGUACUGUACAGCCUUUAAAACGCACCCCAGGGAUGAGACUCUUUUAAGAAAGGCAGCCUGUUUCUAGAGCUCUGGAAAGUGGUGGGGGGAAGAAAAACAUCCCUGCCUACUCAACAUGUUGGAGGGAUCUGCAGAACAGCUUCUCUCCUUCCUAGAUUAGGCUGAAUAAGCAACAAUGUAUCUUUUCUGUACUCAAAAUAAAUGCUCAUUAUCAACAAA